Messenger RNA from Asparagus officinalis (garden asparagus), 1807 nucleotides. Its product is annotated as spliceosome-associated protein 49. Gene Ontology annotation, molecular function: RNA binding. Lineage: Eukaryota; Viridiplantae; Streptophyta; Magnoliopsida; Asparagales; Asparagaceae. The transcript has 5 exons. The coding region runs from base 157 to 726 and encodes 189 amino acids. The record is from RefSeq and is a predicted model, not a curated record.
UUCGACCGCCCACAAAAGAGGAAAGAGGGAGAAGGGGAAAUAUUGAUCUAUGCAUACGCAGCAGGAUUAGGGUUUCGUGGUCGUCGUCGUCGUCUCUCUCUCUCUCUCUCUCUCUCUCCUCUCGAUUUCGCCGGGGAUUUUCUGGAUCGAGCUCUAAUGGCGAGGAAUCCGGCUUGCUCUGUCUACAUAGGUAAUUUGGAUGAGAAGGUGAGCGAGAAAGUCUUGUAUGAGAUUCUUGUUCAAGUGGGUCGAGUAGUGGACCUACAUAUACCUCGGGAUAAGGAAACUAACCGUAUGAAGGGCUAUGCUUUUGCUGAAUAUGAAACCGAGGAGAUUGCAAAUUAUGCUGUUAAGCUUUUCUCUGGCCUCGUCUGCCUUCAUAAUAAAAUGCUUAAGUUUGCUAUGUCCGGGCAAGACAAAUUCCCACAAAACAACAGUACUUCACUCACUCCUCAGGCAAAUGGUCCUCUAACGAAUAAUGAACCGAGUCCCGUGCCUGUGCAGUCACAAGACAAAUGGCCGUCAGUUUCUACACAGUCAAUGGGCAACUAUGGGGACUCAUCUAGCAACUAUCCUGUUUCCCCUGUUUACCCUCAAGUGUCUCCUAAUGGAUUAGGUGGGCUCAGCAGCAGCAAUUAUGAAUAUAGUAGGCGUGUUCUUGGGGCUGUGUUGAAUGAUGUCAGUCAUCCUGCCACCAGGCGUCCUGCAACAUAUCCGUCUUACUAACAUUUAGGUUACUAUAGACAGGGUCAAAAGAGUUUAUUCUCUUCUUUGUGGCAGCUACAGGAAUCUUUGGCACGGGAAUACUGUUGUUUCAAGGUGAGAUGUUCCUUAUGUUAUUUGUUAUGUUAUUAUGCUACUUAUUUGGAGAUCCUUGUUUGCAUUAGUAGUAGACAAUUAUCCUUAAGGUUGAUGCUGAGGAUAUCACCCUGAUUCCUGGCAUACGAACACCCUGAGUGUUGUCCAUGUAUGAAAGCUUUAAUCAUUUGUAGUGUUAGAUGCAUGGUUUUUCUGAAGGAUUGCAGGUUGUGCUUCUUUUUCUUUUUCUUUUUCCUUUUUUAUGCAUAGAGUUGAGAAUGUGUUCUUUUCAUGUUCUGACCUUGUUGGCAUGGUUCAACCUUUUCGGGAUCCUUGUUUACACUAGAAGCAGAAAAUUAUCCUUGUGAUACCGAGGAUAUUAUCCUGAUUUCUGGCAUACAAACACCCUGAGGAUUGUCCAUGUAUGAAAGCUUUUAUCAUUUGAAGUGUUAGAUGCAUGAUUUUUCUAAAGGAUUGCAGGUUGUGAUUGAUUAUUAUUGCUUCCCCCCCAUUUUUAUGCACAGAGUUGACAAUGUAUUCUUUUCGUGUUCCGACAUUGUUUGCAUAAAUCAACCUUUUUGGGAUCCUUGUUUACACUAGAACCAGAGAAUUAUCCUUGUGGUGAUAGCAAGGAUAUUGUCCUGAUUCCUAGCAUACAAACACCCUGAGGAUUGUCCUUGUAUGAAAGCUUUAAUCAUUUGAACUGUUUGAUACAUGAUCUUUUAAAGGAUUUCAAGGUGUGAUUGAUAUAUUUUUUUGUUUUAUCAUUUCUAUGCUUAAAGUUGAGAAUAUGUUUUAUAGUGUUUCAACCUCUUUCACAUGGUUCAACCUUUUAUUUCUUUUCUAAGAGUUGAGAAAGCUUCCUGAAUGGUUUGAUGGAGUUAAGGGUCUUGUUAUUCAACGUCAUGCUAAUUCUACUUGGUUCAAUAUAGUCACAGUUGUAAUUCUAAGGAUAUUUGUAUGCGGUUAAUGAUUUAUAUUGAGGUCUGGUUGAUUUGUGCUCUUUCAA